AUGGCAAGGCUGAACAUGAGGCGGUGCCCUCAAUCCAGAAACCCGUCCUCGGAGAAGAUUAUCGACUUUUAUGCUGGAGACUAUGAAGUUAAUGAUAGCCCAAUUGAGCAAGUUAAGCUCACAGUUCCAAUAACAGAUAAUCCUUCAGAGCCAGUUUUAACAUUUAGAACAUGGGUUUUGGGGCUAACAUCAUGUGCACUUCUUGCCUUCUUGAACCGAUUUUUCUCCUUCCGCCAGAAUCCGCUAAGUGUCGGUCCAGUCGCAGCGCAAAUUAUUGUUUUACCAAUCGGAAGGCUGAUGGCUUCAACGCUACCGACGAAAGUAUAUCAAUGUCCACUCACAAAAUGGAGGUUUUCACUCAAUCCGGGGCCGUUCAGUGUGAAAGAACAUGCGUUGAUCACCAUUUUUGCAGGCUGUGGAGCUGGUGGUGUUUAUGCUGUGCAUAUUGUUAUCAUUCUGAAAGCUUUCUACAAAAGAAGUCUGCAUCCUGUAGCUGCCCUUUUGCUCGCACAAACUACUCAGCUUCUUGGCUAUGGAUGGGCUGGUUUAUUCAGAAAAGUCCUUGUUGACUCACCUUACAUGUGGUGGCCACAAAACCUGCCACAAGUUUCUCUAUUCAGGGCAUUGCAUGAGGAGCAGGAGAGACCUAGAGGAGGAGUUUCAAGGCUACAAUUCUUUAUCAUAAUCCUGGUAUCAAGCUUCGCAUAUUACACUGUUCCAGGAUACUUAUUCCCUUCCUUAUCAGCUCUCUCCUUCAUUUGUUGGAUCUGGACAGACUCAGUCACAAUGCAACAGAUUGGUUCAGGCUUGAAUGGUCUAGGCAUCGGCUCCUUUGGCCUCGACUGGUCCACUGUUGCUUCCUUCCUAUCAAGUCCUUUAGCCUUCCCCUUGUUCGCCAUUGUCAAUAUGCUAAUCGGGUUUAUCCUGGUUAUCUAUGUUAUGCUUCCAAUUGCUUACUGGACAAAUAUUUACGACGCCAAACGAUUUCCCAUCUUCAGUUGUGAAACUUUCGACUAUUCUGGUCAAGUAUACAAUGUGUCCAGAAUCCUCAAUCAGAAAACCUUCGAUCUUGACGUGGGUGCCUAUAAUAGCUACAGCAGAGUCUAUGUAAGUGUCUUGUUCGCCUUGAACUAUGGGCUCAGCUUUGCAGGAUUAGUGGCUUCGCUAUCACAUGUUGCUCUCUUCGAUGGAAAACACAUAUGGCAAACGUGGGGAAAUGCCAAAAGUGAAUCAGAAGAAUUUGGUGAUGUGCAUACAAGAUUGAUGAAGAAGUACUAUGACCCAGUUCCACAUUGGUGGUUUCAUGCUUGCUUAAUUACAUCUAUUGUUUUUUCUCUCAUUGCCUGUGAAGGCUUUGACAAAGCUCUUCAACUCCCAUGGUGGGGUUUUCUUCUAUCAGUUGCCGUUUCGUUUAUUUUCACCUUACCAGUUAGUGUAAUUACAGCCACCACAAAUCAGGCACCAGGGCUAAACGUGAUCACUGAGAUGAUCAUUGGGUAUCUUUAUCCUGGGAGGCCUAUUGCAAAUGUGACUUUCAAGACCUAUGGCACUAUUAGUACCAACCAGGCCAUUAGUUUUCUUUCAGAUUUAAAAUUAGGCCACUACAUGAAAAUCCCACCUAAAUCUAUGUUCAUUGUUCAGUUAGCUGGAACAAUAGUUGCUUCAAGUUUUUGCUUCGGAACAGCCUGGUGGCUUCUCGAAUCUGUGGAGAACAUUUGUGACAAAAAUUUGCUGCCUGAGGGGAGUCCCUGGACAUGUCCUGGAGAUGAUGUUUUUUACAGUGCUUCAAUCAUCUGGGGAGUUGUUGGUCCUGGAAGAAUGUUCACAUCCGCAGGAAACUACCCAGAAAUGAACUGGUUCUUCCUCAUCGGGUUAUUAUUACCAGUUCCAGGAUGGUAUCUUGCUCGGAAAUUCCCGACAACCAAGUGGCUGGGUAAGAUUCACUGGCCCAUUAUCCUCGGAGCCACAAGCAAAAUGCCACCAACAAGAGCAGUGCAUUUCUGGAGUUGGGGAGCUGUUGGACUCUUCUUCAACUACUACAUUUUCAGAAAAUACAAGACCUGGUGGGCUAGGCAUACUUAUAUUUUAUCAGCUGCUCUGGAUGCUGGACUUGCCUUCAUGGGUGUGUUCCUUUAUUUUGCCCUUCAGGGUAACAACAUUGAAGGUCCACAUUGGUGGGGGAAUUCCAAUGGUGAUCAUUGUCCAUUAGCCACAUGCCCUACAUCACCAGGAAUUAAAGUCGAGGGCUGCCCUGUGUUUUAA
Molecule: messenger RNA, 2262 nt
Organism: Pistacia vera
Lineage: Eukaryota; Viridiplantae; Streptophyta; Magnoliopsida; Sapindales; Anacardiaceae
Product: oligopeptide transporter 5-like
Exons: 7
Coding region: 1-2262 (753 amino acids)
Biological process (GO): transmembrane transport
Molecular function (GO): oligopeptide transmembrane transporter activity
Source: RefSeq, a predicted model, not a curated record